Molecule: messenger RNA, 1209 nt
Organism: Aspergillus ruber CBS 135680
Lineage: Eukaryota; Fungi; Ascomycota; Eurotiomycetes; Eurotiales; Aspergillaceae
Product: coenzyme A transporter
Exons: 2
Coding region: 1-1209 (402 amino acids)
Biological process (GO): transmembrane transport
Source: RefSeq, a predicted model, not a curated record
AUGGAGCACGCCACACAGUCGAAACCAGACCGGAGGCCUUUCACAGGCGAUAAGGGGACCACGGUGGCAACCGCUCAAGCGAACACGAUAGAUGAUGAGUCGUCAGGGACAUCAGGAGCGUCGUUAGGAUCGAGGCAGGAUACCCGCGCGGAGGCAAAGGAGGUGAAUAAGCAGAGUUUGGAUUAUGUACUGCGGAGCGGGUAUGCAGGGGGUUUGGCGGGAUGUGCGGCGAAAACAGUGGUUGCGCCCUUGGACCGGGUAAAGAUCCUGUUCCAAGCAUCGAACCCCCAAUAUGCGAAAUACACCGGAAGCUGGUUUGGUCUUUCGGCGGCGAUGAAGGAUAUUUAUCGUUUUGAAGGAUCACGGGGUCUCUACAAGGGCCAUUCUGCGACACUGCUUCGUAUCUUCCCUUAUGCCGCUAUAAAGUUCCUCGCCUACGAACAGAUUCGUGCGAUUGUGAUCACAUCUCAAGAGCAAGAAACACCAUUCCGCCGGCUUAUUUCGGGGAGCUUGGCAGGGAUUACGUCUGUGUUUUUCACAUACCCGUUGGAAUUGAUUCGGGUACGAUUAGCCUUCGAGACAAAGAAGUCAUCCCGGUCAUCCCUGGGCGAUACCUUUAAACAGAUCUAUAACGAACGAAUAUCGACGCCUUCUACGCCAGGCAAACAGAAUGCGACAGUAUCUUCCGCACCGGUGGCGGCGACAGCACAGACGAUGUCUUCGACUGUGAACAAGGUGGUCCCGAGCUCUGGCCUGGCCAACUUCUACCGUGGAUUCUCGCCAACUAUGCUCGGAAUGCUGCCAUACGCAGGCAUGUCUUUCCUCACACACGACACGGUGGGCGACUGGCUUCGCCUACCAGGUGUCGCUCGUUACACCACAAUACCCGGAUCUGAAGGCAACACCAAGAAGGGCACCCGACGGCCGCAAUUAACAGCGGCUGCGGAGCUGUUCUCCGGUGCCAUUGCCGGUCUGGUAUCCCAGACGUCCUCAUAUCCUCUUGAGGUGAUUCGACGACGGAUGCAGGUCGGAGGUGCUGUGGGAGAUGGACGCCGACUGGGAAUUGCCGAGACGAUUCGCAAAAUUUGGAUGGAGAGCGGAUCUCGUGGAUUCUUUGUCGGGCUAACGAUUGGGUAUAUCAAGAUUGUGCCCAUGGUUGCCACGGGUUUCUUUGCUUAUGAACGAUUUAAGUGGUGGUUGGGAAUUUAA